Molecule: messenger RNA, 765 nt
Organism: Colletotrichum graminicola M1.001
Lineage: Eukaryota; Fungi; Ascomycota; Sordariomycetes; Glomerellales; Glomerellaceae
Product: short chain dehydrogenase
Exons: 3
Coding region: 1-765 (254 amino acids)
Molecular function (GO): oxidoreductase activity, acting on the CH-OH group of donors, NAD or NADP as acceptor
Source: RefSeq, a predicted model, not a curated record
AUGUCAAAAUUCUCUCUGACGGGUCGCGUCGCCGUCGUCACUGGUAGUGGCCGGGGUUGCGGGCUUGCUUUUGCCCAAGGUCUCGCUGAAGCAGGGGCUGAUGUUGCCAUCUUUGACUUGAUCGACCCAGACCCCGUCGCUUUGGAGCAACUCUCCGCAGCAACUGGUAUUCGAGCAAAGGCAUACGUUGUGGAUGUAACAUCGGUCUCGAGCCUGGAGAAAGGCUUCGCGUCCGUUGCGACCGACUUCGGCAGCAAGCUGGACAUCUUCGUUGCUUGCGCUGGUGUGAACAAGAACGUAGAGUUUCUAGACACCGAAGAGGCGGACUUUGACAGGCUUUACGGGGUCAAUUGCAAGGGACUAUACUUCUCUGCCAAGCUUGCUGCAAAGGCCAUGAUCUCGAACGGGACCAAAUGCGGCAGCAUUAUUUUCGUCGCCAGCAUUGCAUCUCAUAUUGCCAUUCGCUCACAACGGUCCACCGCUUACUGCGGUACAAAAGGCGCAGUUCGAGCUAUGGUGGCGCCUAUCGCUGCCGAGCUGGACAAGCACGGUAUCCGAGUCAACUCAAUCUCGCCCGGCUACGUGAGAACCGAGAUGACGGCUCCUUUUCCCGACCUUCUGGAGAGUUGGAAGGACGAGAUCAUGAACGGUAGAGUUGCAGAGCCAGAUGAUAUCAAAGGUGCAUGCGUCUUUCUGGCCAGCGACGCUAGCAGAUACUGUCAGGCAAGCGACAUUGUGGUUGAUGGAGGUGUCACAAAAUGGUAG